Molecule: messenger RNA, 423 nt
Organism: Cryptosporidium ubiquitum
Lineage: Eukaryota; Apicomplexa; Conoidasida; Eucoccidiorida; Cryptosporidiidae
Exons: 1
Coding region: 1-423 (140 amino acids)
Source: RefSeq, a predicted model, not a curated record
AUGAAACUAAAACUGAAAAAAUUACUUCUAAUAAUCUCCAAUGCCCUAAUCCCAGGCUUUGGACCUCUUUUUUAUGGUAUUUCAAAUAUCUCAAUUUUUGGAAUCAUAUCUGGUAUUGCAAUACUUUCUGCCUUUGCUUUUGUAAUGCUAAUUUCACUUAAUGGAGAAUUCUUCUCUUAUGAAACAUAUAAUAAUAUUUCCCUAGCCCUAUUUCACAAAUUUAAUGGACAUAAACUAGAAAGAACCCUUUGGACAAUAUUAUUCAUCAUUCUAAUUUUUACCCUUACAUUAUAUGGAUUAAUUGUAUACCUAUCCUACAAAAUUACGAUAAAUCUUAAUCAAAGCAUUGAAGCACAUGCUAAACAAAAUUCAAUCAACAACACCGAAUCAAAAUGCACCAAAUCUUGUCAAACUGAUACUUAA